AUGGCUCGACCCCACCAAACACCAAGUGGCUUUGAAAAAGAGGGACGGCACUGCUUCUUAGCAGACAGUUUUUCUGGAGGAGCGAUUGGAAGAAUGUCAGAUCAACAGUGUGCCACUGAGAAGCUGGCUGCCGGAAAGAGCCGAGGUGGAUCUGGACCUAUUUACAAGGUGGUGCUGUUUGAAUUUGAGAACUUUCAGGGAAGCAAAGCUGAGUUCUCAGCAGAAUGUAAAGAUGUACUAGAGAAAGGUCUGCAGAAGGUUGGCUCGGUGAUAGUGGAAUCCGGACCUUGGGUGGGCUAUGAUCGGCGUGGCCUCUCGGGGGAACAGUUUAUUCUUGAGAAAGGCCAGUACCCUCGCUGGGAUACGUGGACCAACAGUCAGAACAGCUACACCCUUUUGUCUCUAAGGCCACUCAAGGUGGACAGCGCUGACCAUAAGAUACACUUGUUCGAGAACCCCGGAUUCACCGGUAGGAAGAUGGAGAUUAUUGAUGACGACGUCCCCAGUUUGUGGGUCCACGGUUUUCAGGAUCGUGUAGCAAGUGUCAAAGCUCUCAAUGGAACAUGGGUUGCUUACAUGUACCCAGGCUACAGAGGGCGCCAGUUUAUUUUGGAGCGAGGGGAUUUCAAGCACUGGAAUGAUUGGGAGGCCCCUAUACCCCAGAUUCAAUCUAUCCGACGUGUUCGGGACAUGCAAUGGCACAAGAGGGGCUGCUUUUCUGCUUCAGACCCGCCUCCGGCACCAGCUCCAGCACCAGCUCCGGCUCCAGCUCCGGCUCCAGCACCGGGUCCAGCGCCGGCUCCAGCUCCUGCACCAGCUCCUGGUCCAGACCCAGAUCCUGCUCCAGCACCCGCUGUUCCUUCAGCCAAAGGUGGGGUCAGUUGAGAAGGAUUCUAACCGGCUUCCCACCCCAAACUCCACACAUAGCCUACCCUCUGACUUCACUAAUUAUAACAGAUGCUGCUUGUGCCCACAGAGUGCCAUAUGUUUCAGUGGCCAAUAAAAGUUAUAUCACUUGGAAUUGGUGUUUUUUUUGUUUUGUUUUGUGGUUUCAAUGUUGGUCUUGUCAAGUUUAGGUGACAAAAAUGUGGAAAAUCUCAAAGGAGUAUGAGUCAAAUAUUUUACUGUAUGUGAAACUAUUGCAGUCCACUUUAUUGUAUUUUGUUAAUGUGUAAUUAGCAUCCAUUAUAGAUCAUGGAAACUGUCAAACUGUAUUUAAACUUGCUAUUAAAGCAUGGUGCACCACAUUCCCCUCUAUAGUCCUCAUUGUCCAAUCGAUUAUUCACUUAAAAAUAUUGUACCUCUCAUAAGCCAGUCAUUAAAAUGUCAAUUUAUGCACAAAGAACCCACAUGCAAACUCAAAAUAUGUGAUGAUAUCCUGUGAUGAAAUUCACACCGCUACUUUCUCUGCAUGUCGUGCAAUGCUGCCCUCUGCAGUGCAUUUCCUUCAUUAUGUUACUCAGCGCCUAAAUUGAGUUUUCACAUCAAUAAAGGACAUGCCACAGCACAGCAAUGGUAUAAUAUAAUAUAAACAACUUAUAACCUUGCUAAUGAAGAUUUGUGCUGGUUAUUAAUGAUUCUCUUAUUUUUUUGCUUAGUCGUGUAUUUUGUAAAGUACUUUUGUACAACUGUGGCUGUUGAGAACUAUAGAAAUAAA
Messenger RNA from Corythoichthys intestinalis (scribbled pipefish), 1657 nucleotides. RefSeq names its product beta-crystallin B3-like. The transcript has 6 exons. Gene Ontology annotation, molecular function: structural constituent of eye lens. NCBI's taxonomy places the organism in Eukaryota, Metazoa, Chordata, Actinopteri, Syngnathiformes, Syngnathidae. Gene Ontology annotation, biological process: visual perception; lens development in camera-type eye. Bases 1 to 885 code for a protein of 294 amino acids. The record is from RefSeq and is a predicted model, not a curated record.